Messenger RNA from Acytostelium subglobosum LB1, 1830 nucleotides. RefSeq lists its product as hypothetical. The transcript is spliced from 5 exons. Gene Ontology annotation, biological process: phenylalanyl-tRNA aminoacylation. Gene Ontology annotation, cellular component: cytoplasm; phenylalanine-tRNA ligase complex. Lineage: Eukaryota; Evosea; Eumycetozoa; Acytosteliales; Acytosteliaceae. Gene Ontology annotation, molecular function: RNA binding; ATP binding; magnesium ion binding. Bases 1 to 1830 code for a protein of 609 amino acids. The record is from RefSeq and is a predicted model, not a curated record.
AUGCCUACCGUUCAAGUAUUGAGAGAUCCACUCUUCAAGUCAUUGGGAAAGACUUAUACCGAUCAUGAGUUUGAUGAACUUUGCUUUGCUUAUGGUAUCGAGUUGGACGAGGUUACCUCUGAGAGAAAGCUAAUCUUGAAGGAGACUGGUGUCGAUGAUCCAAAUGCAUCCGAUGAGACAAUGUACAAGAUCGAUGUGCCUGCCAACAGAUACGACCUGCUCUGUCUGGAGGGUCUGUCUCGCUCGCUCAAGGUCUACGGACAGAACACACCAAUCCCUCGCUACACCAUCGUGCCACCACCCGCCGGCCAGACGCACCAGAAGCUCAUCGUCACGCCAGAGACCAAGAGCGUGCGUCCCAUCGUCGUGUGCGGUGUGUUGCGCGAUAUCACCUUUACCGAACAGACCUACAAGAGCUUCAUCGAUCUCCAGGAGAAGCUGCACCAGAACAUCUGCAAGAAGAGAGUGCUGGUGUCCAUUGGUACACACGACCUCGACACAAUCAAGGGUCCAUUCUAUUACAAGGCAUUGCCACCAAAGGAUAUCAAGUUCGUCCCCUUAUCACAGACUAAGGAGUUUGAUGCCGUCGAGUUGUUCGAUCAUUAUGAUAAAACAAGCUCUCAUUUGAAGAAGUACUUGCCAAUCAUUCAGAACUCCCCAUUGUAUCCAGCCAUCUAUGAUUCAAACAACACUCUCCUGUCACUUCCACCAAUCAUCAAUGGAGAUCACAGCAAGAUCACGCUCAACACCAAGAACGUCUUCUUUGAGGUCACCGCCAUCGACACCACCAAGGCCAACAUCGUCCUCAACAUCAUGAUGACCAUGUUCUCAGAGUACUGUGCCAAGCCAUUCACUUUGGAGCAGGUUGAGGUUGUUGGAGUUGAUGGAAAGUCUGAGCUCACACCACAUAUUGAGGAGAAGGAGAUCCAGGCAUCGACAAAGUUCAUCAACAACACUGCUGGUAUCAAUCUGACACCUCAGGAGAUGGUGACGAUGUUGCAGCGCAUGUCGCUCACAUCCGUGUUGAGUGCUGACAACGAGUCGCUCAGCGUGUCGGUGCCCGCCACCAGAAGCGACAUCAUUCAUCAAUGCGACAUCAUGGAGGACGUGGCCAUUGGCUACGGCUACAACAACAUUGAGCGCGUCGUCCCCACCGUCGCCACCAAUGGUCGCGUGCAGCCCAUCAACAAGAUCUCUGAGCUGCUGGCCAACGAGGUUGCCCUUGCCGGCUACACCGAGAUCAUGACCUUUGUCCUGUGUUCCAACAAGGACAACUUUGCACUGAUCAACAGACCCGACGACAACUCGAGUGUAAAGAUUGCCAACGGUCUGACCGAGGAUUUCUCCGAAGUCAGAGUCAGUCUGAUCAGCACCCUCCUAAAGAGCAUCGUCUCCAACAAGGCACACGCUCUUCCACUCAAGUUGUUCGAGGUUAGCGAUGUCACUGUCAAGGCCAAGAACACCAACACUGACUUGUCAGACCCAUUCACCAACAACAGCGAUACAGGCGCACUCAACAAGAGAAUGCUUGGAGCAAUCUAUUGCAACCAUUCGGCCAAGCUGGAGGUGAUCCACGGUCUGUUGGACAAGCUGAUGAACUCGUUGAAGAUCAAGCAUGAUCAGGCACGUGUUGGCAAGGGUUACCAGCUGGUGUUGUCAUCGGACAAGCUCUUCAUGGAUGGUAUGGGCGUUGACAUUAUGGUCGACGGCAAGAAGAUUGGUGUGAUGGGUGUCGUUCAUCCAAUCGUUUUGAAGAACUAUGGUAUCGCCUAUCCAUGCUCACUGUUGGAAAUUGAGGUCAACAUGGAGUUGAUUGUCAACAUUUGCUAA